Messenger RNA from Cryptotermes secundus, 896 nucleotides. RefSeq lists its product as uncharacterized. Lineage: Eukaryota; Metazoa; Arthropoda; Insecta; Blattodea; Kalotermitidae. Gene Ontology annotation, biological process: sensory perception of smell; olfactory behavior. Bases 3 to 827 code for a protein of 274 amino acids. The transcript has 12 exons. Gene Ontology annotation, cellular component: extracellular region. The record is from RefSeq and is a predicted model, not a curated record. Gene Ontology annotation, molecular function: odorant binding; dibutyl phthalate binding.
ACAUGGAACGAUCAGCGAUCCUGUCCGUCUUCGUGACGAUUCUUGCGAUUACUAUGCAAGAGACAUCUGGUGCGAUGACAAUGCCUCAGUUGAAGCAAGCUGCCAGAAUGAUAAGGAAGACGUGCCAGCCGAAAGCAGGAGUUGCUACUGAUCUUUUGGACUUACUUGACGAGGGAGUAUUCACCGACGACAGAAAUUUGAAGUGUUACCUGAAAUGCGCAAUGGGAAUGAUGCAGGCGAUGAGGGACGGAAAGCUGAGGACAGACAUUGCUCUUUCUAUGGCUGAGAAGCUGAGUGCAGACAUCAAGGAUAGGGUCAUAGCUGCCAUACAAAAGUGCAGCAGCGCGGAUGACGUCGCAUCGACAUAUGCACUCGCGUUUCAAUACAAAAUGAACCUACCUGCGAUCUCUUCAGUCUUUGUGCUGGUCCUGGCCACCGCACUCCAUGAAACCUCAGCUGGGAUGUCAAUGGAUCAGGUUAAGCAGACGUUGAAGAUGCUGAGAAAUGUGUGUCAACCGAAGACGGGGGUCUCUAUGGAAUUGGUGGAAGGAAUUCAAGCAGGAAACUUUCCCGAAGACGAUAAUCUGAAGUGCUACACGAAGUGCGUCAUGGGAAUGAUGCAGGCGAUAAAGGGCGGGAAAUAUAAGCCGGACGCAGCCAUAGGACAAGCGAAGAUGCUUCUGAGUGGGGACACCAGAGACAGGGUGAUUGCUACAAUGGAGAAGUGUCGCAACGCAGCGGAUGGGAUAUCCGAAGUUUGCGAAGUGGCAUUCGUGACAACGAAAUGCAUAUACGAAGCAGACCCAGAGUGUUUCUUCUUCGCUUGACUGAACAUCAGAACUUCUUCAGGAAAGUUGGGAGAAGAAGAGUGAAGAGUAGAGAAAAGUUCUCCUGUA